AAUUCGUUGGGUCGCUUUCCGGGUUCUUCUUCCGGUUCGAUAGGGGAAAAGUGACACUGUGAAUGGAUAGUGUUUAGUGUUUAAAGUGUAUAUUUUCUUCCCUUUCCUCUGACUGUUGGUUUUGUAUCGUCUUUCGCUGUUUCCUACCAGUUAAAAUAUGCGUUAUCUACUGCUUACUGGAAAACGUGAAUAUUCUCUUGUUGACGCUGCUUGUAUCGUGAAUGCUGCUUCUUUCAUACCCAUAAAUAUAUACAAUUUUUACGAUCUUCUGCCAGAAAGUAGGAUUUUAUGGUGUGAGAUGGAAGUGUUAACAAUCUGUUGAUUGAUAGUAUGCAAUGUUUACCCGAAACUUCUGCCAGGUGACCGAGGAGAUUACAAAGUAAUGUGUUUUAUGGCCUCAUAACAACAUAUGUGGAUAACGUGAGCGAAAAAACAAAUCGCAUGAAAUUACCAAAUAUAUUCGUCAACAAAAACAACAUCUACCAGCCGUAACAACAAACCAAGUGGAAUAAAUUAUAUUGAACUGAAAUUGGAGGUAUUCUCGGAGGAAUUUGCGUGCUAGCAUUGUUCAUGAAACUAUUUGUCGAGCGUUGGAAUCAAUGGUGUGAAGCAUUUUUUCCACGGCUCAGUUACAUCUAAAGUUGUUAUUGCGAAGUUUUCCCGAACAAUUGAGGAAGUUCUCUGGUGCAAAAUGUGCUCUUGAUGUGAUGGAUAAAGUGCUCGUCUAAGGAUCCAGUGUAAUAAUUAACAGUGGCCCAAAACAGUGUAUUUUUGAUUAUGGAGAUAUUUUCGAGGACUUGAAAUAUGAUAGCUGACGAGAACAACAUUCAUUACGGUUAGCUCGGAUUAGUGACUUGUAUUUCUACGUGGCUGCACCCAAGUACAGUUGAUGGAAUCAAGUGCGUGUGGUUCUGACUAUCCACUCCCCUGCGAGACAAAAAUUGACGCUCAAAAGUUUGUUUAUACAUCUAGCAAGAUGGUGCGGUUCAAUCUAGAGGAACGAGAUAACAGAGAUAAUUAGAAGAUUGUGAAUUUCUUCCGUUCCAUCUUUCCACCCGGCUCCAUCGAAGACAGAGAGCUCGAUUGAGGAGGAAAAUCUGUGCUCUAACUCCCACCCAUUCGGUUGCUACUUUCAACUGAGAUUUUCCGACACUGUUGUGUUGUCGUCAGGAAUUGCCAGAGGAGGAUAAUGGACAUUUCAGCCAGUUUCCUGCUAGCGUUGGCAGUUUAUUUGCAGAGUGCGUAUUAUCCACACGCUCUGGUACUGCCGGAAACGGAUCACCACAGCAGCGGUGGGGGUCUAACGAUGACCGAGGAGAAGACACCACAGGCGUACUUUCGCUGCGAGGACGGAUACUUCCGGUGCAACAGCACACUGCACUGCAUCGAGCAGCGGCGGAACUGUGACGGAGUGGCGGAUUGCGAUGAUGGAUCCGAUGAGCGGGAUUGUGAUGAUGAAGUCGAGUCGUCGUUUUGGGAUCACUUCUUCCGAAAAAGACCGGCCGCUUUAAACGAUCACCUGCCGUAUACUUCUUGUGCUUGGAAUGAUUUCAACAACUCGUGCAAGUGCCGGGCAACAGAAGUUCUGUGUGAUUACAACGGCCUCACCACGCUGCCAACAUCGUUGCCGAUGGAAAACGUCACCCUGCUGGAUCUGACAGGCAAUAAGUUCUCCAUGCUGAAUAUGAAUGUCUUCGAGAGGCUGCCUGCCCUCAACACACUAGUUCUGAAGCACUGUUCAAUAGAAGAGAUUGAACCACCAACGAGAACACUGAAUGAUAUCUAUGCAAUCCAUCUGGACCAGAACAAGUUAAAAUCACUCCCGGACAUAUUCUUCCCUCCCGGAACAUGGCUGCACACCCUCAUCCUCAGUGGGAACCAGAUAACAAAGCUGAGUGCUGGGAAUUUUCAGAAUCUAUUCUAUCUGAAGGAACUUGAUUUGCGGGAUAAUCAGAUUAGUUCGCUGGAAGCGGAUGUUCUCCGACCACUGCAAAGUUUGGACAUUUUAUACCUAAACAAAAAUCGUCUAACGAAUUUGAAUGUCGGAAUGAUUCCGAGGCUGACCUCAUUGCGGACGCUCUCGCUGGCACAGAACCAAAUCCGCUCCAUCGCGGUGGAUGCUUUAGAUUUGCCCAUGCUGGAACACUUGUAUCUUUCCGAGAAUCGACUGCGGGUAAUUGCCAACAACACGUACCGUAACUUACCGAAUUUAUUAGGACUAUUUUUAAAUGACAACGAAAUCAUCAACUUCCAGCUCAGAUCGUUUGCCGGAAUUAAUAAUCUAACCACUAUGAACCUGAAGGGAAAUAAAUUCACCCGGAUAGAGAGACGUGUGCUGGAAAAUCUCACCAGCCUGAACUACAUACAUUUCACCGAGUUUCACCACUGCAAAGCGGCAUUACACGUGAGAGUGUGCGAGCCGCGCGGCGAUGGCAUCAGCAGUAAAAGUCACCUGCUGGACAACCCCGUGCUGAGGGCCAGCGUGUGGAUAAUGGCGGCGGUCGGAAUUAUCGGUAAUUUGCUCGUGUUAUUUGGCCGGUACGUGGUGGGAUCCAGGAGCAGUCAGGCCCACGCCGAACACUCGCUGUACUUGAGACAUCUGGCCGCCAGUGAUUUGAUGAUGGGGAUCUAUUUGGCAGUCAUCGCCACAGCUGACAUUAUGUUCCGGGGCCAAUAUCUGCUGCACGAGGAGGAAUGGCGAAUGAGUGCGAUGUGUGCGUUUAGCGGUUUCCUCAGUACCCUCAGCUGCCAGUCAUCCACCCUGUUGCUGACGCUGGUCACAUGGGAUCGAUUGAUUUCUGUUACCCGGCCUCUGUAUCAACGGUCAAACAGUAAAACUCGCGUCAUAAUGCGUUUGGCGCUGCUGUGGGGCAUUGCUGCAGCUGCUGCAGCAGCUCCUCUAUCCGCCACAGAUUACUUCGGGUCACACUUUUACGGAAGCAAUGGCGUGUGCCUGUCGAUUCAUAUCCACGACCCAUACGCCAUGGGAUGGGAGUACUCGGCUGGACUUUUCAUUCUCGUGAACACGUUCUCGUUGUUGUUCAUCGGGACGUCCUACUUGCGGAUGCUGCAAGCAAUCCGUGUCUCGCGAAAUGAAACGAGGAACACACUCAACUGCCGGGAGAAGGUGGUUGCAAGAAGGUUUGCAAUUAUCGUUAUCACGGACUGCCUCUGCUGGAUGCCAGUAAUCGUGGUGAAAUUGGUGGCCUUAGGAGGAACAGUCUCGCCCAAUUUACGUCCAGCAACGGCGGAAGCAAGCGGUUGCUGCAGCGAAGGGAGCGCCUCUCGGCUAACACGAAGGUGUACGAGUUCAAAUAGCAAACGUCCUCGGAGAUCGGCCGGCGGCAUACGGUGUCUCAUCCACGCCGCCGUGCCGGUGUGGCAGCCAAUCUGGACCAUCGUAAUCAUCGUCAUUGUUUUCUACCCAUUCAGCAGAAUCUUCAUCACCAUAAUCAGCACCAGCAGCUGCAGCAUCACCAUGCACCACGAAAAGAUCACUUCUUUGCGUCAGCGGGGUCUCCGCCGGGGUCGCCCGCGUCAUCCACCCUGACAGCGCUAACCGACUCGACUCUGACUAUGAUUGAAGCCGGCUCAAUGACCGGGGCGGGGCCACCCCAAACCACACUGGUCGUCAGCGGAAGGGAACGUCUGCAGCUCAAACCAUGUCUCAGCGUGGGCACUACUGGGAUGAAAACCGCUGCCACAGAAUCGGUAUCGCUGAGAACGCCACAGAGAAAGGGGUCCUUCCAGGUACUACUAAAGAAGGACAGCGUUCGGAGUCAUUGCAGCUACGUUUGCGACCUGUAAUGAGAGCUCAAUCCGUUUUGGGAAAGAGAGGUCAAUUAGGGUAGAGGGUUCGUCGAGAAUAUGCCUGAUUGGUGUUCGGAGUGGCAGAGUAGCAUUGUGAAUAUAUGGGAGAAGCCCCAGCGAGCGGAUGGUCAAGAGCCAGCUUAGACGUUCGAAUGAUUCGAAAUGCUAUUAGUGAUUGUAUUUAUGUGGGUUAGAAUUGUUGUCAACUUUAUAUACGACACACUCUCCUCAGAAAUAGCGGUCGAAAUUUCUGUUUGUAAAUCGUUUUCGUACGAUUUUUCAUUCAUAAAUGUUCUAAUUCUAGCACCACCAACAAAUUUCAUGAGCGCUUGAUUCAGCGAACCCUGUCAUCCUGAUUUAAGUCUUUAUAAUUCAUCACGUUCGUUCGUUCUUGUCAUUCUGAAUAUUAUUGAUAAAUUUUGAUCAAUGAAUAUUGAAAUAGCGUUGUGCUUGUCUUAACCCAUAAUGUCACUUAGUGGUUCAAGUUGAUUGAGUUGAUAAUUUCGAUGCAUCUGUUCUUCGAGGAGCUAAACGUCAUAGUGGUUCUUCUAUCCGGUCAAGAAUAUUUUGAUAGUAAUUUUGUUUGAAACUAUACAAUAUUCGAUACUGAAUUCGACAUGAUUCAUUUUAUUUUGGAAAUCCUACAAGAGAGAGUCCGUCUAUGAGGAGGCUAUUGGAGCAGAAUCUAGUAGCCAAAGAUGCGCUCGGAAGUGACGCCACGAUCCCAAGACAGAGUUCGAAGAUAUUACUUCUGGAAAAAAAACUUGAAGUACGAAGAGAUGUUCUAAUCAAGUUCAAGUUCAUUUUCGUUAAUUUAUUUUCUCUCAAGCUUCCUAUCCGAGAACGGGCGAGAACAUCAGGUUUUCGUUACAACAAGACUAUAAAUGCCUAGAUGUGGGAUCAAGGGUGCCCGAAUAACACGUUCCACUAUAGAGCAAUCCCACGCCAAAUCAGCCUAAAAACAGCAAAUUUUGGCGCAACCCUCUUCGGUUUUGUUCAAACUUGGUAGCGGAAAUGGGGGGAAUUUGGAUCCUCUAAGCAAAUCCCCUAAUAUUUCCAAACCAAUAAGGUCUAAACAAAAAAUGCCACAUUGUACACUGAGCUACACUUGUUUUCUCUCAAUCAAUAAUGCUUAAUCAUGAUAUCAAGCUUCAAUUUACCAAAUCUAUAUAGGGUAAAUGAUCUUGGUUUGUCCGAUUUGGGAUGUUUUUAUGCAACUAGUAAAUGCAAAUCGAUUUUUCUUCAUGAAAAUCACAUAUAAUGGAUACGAGUUUGGGAUUGUUGAAAAGCCCCAAGUCUCUAGUUGCUAAUACUACAGUAAGGCGUUGAAAUUAUUCAAAUUUCUAUGUUUGUUUAACGAUUUUCCUCAAAGAGAAAUUAUGAUCAUGGUUUGACCACCACUGAUCAUGGUUUGUCCGGUUUUAGAAAUCAACAUUUUUGAAUGAAAACAUUCGAAUUCUCAAGUAGAUGUUGCAUUUAUCAUUGCUUGAGUUUACUGUCAUCAUAUUGAUUUAUUCAUAAUUUAAGCUUUCUUCAGAAUAUUGCCUUUUGUUGGGCAUUUUAAAAGUGUUACCUUCAACACACUCAACACAGAAAAACUUUAUUUCUGCUAUGCGCGAAGGACACAAUAAACAAACUGCAGCACGCAAAGCGGUUGCCAUAGAAAUCAUGUGGACAAAACAACAUUAUUGAAUUGGACAACUCACGAUCAGAAUAGAGUUCAUCAAAAUGCGUUAGUUUAAUGGUUUAGCUAUGUAAAUCUGAUAUAAAUGGUGUGCAAGAAUGAUGUUUACAAUACUUGUAAGCGCAGAUGUACAGAUUUGCCAUACAAAUGAAACACAAAUUUCUGCAUAACUCAAGAACUAAUCAAGCAAAUUGAGCCAUAUUUGUCAUGUGGAGGUUUUAGGGGACACGAAACGUUCCUAUGAUGGUUCUGGACCCAUGAACGUGCGCUUAGUAAGAAAACGUGGAUGUGAUAACGAAACAUAAAUUUUGGGCGAGACGAAGUUUGCCGGGUCAGCUAGUAUACUAUAAAACUACUGUAAAUCAUGAAAUAGACAAUUUUAUGCAUAUGUUUUGAAACAUUCGAAUACCUGAUUUGACAAAGGUGUGCUAAAUUAGAGCAUUCAAAAAAGUGGACAAACCAUGAUCAUAUUUUCGACUGGACAAACCAAAAUCAUUUACUUUACCAUUCCAGAUAAAUCUGAACGUUUGGCAACACUGGUCACAGCUUUACUUUGCUUUGCGCAAUGGGGAACCGUACAAGUAGAGACAUAACCAGUAUACAGUGUUUGCCAUAACAGCAUUUGUAACCCAGUAAAGCGUGAAGUCGCAACAAUAAAAUGAAAGAAUAAAAUCGUUUUAAGAAGUUUGGAGUGGAAGAAGAAAUCUAUAUAAAUAAAAAUGUAAGGCAAAAUCUGUUGAUAAGCGGAAAAUCCGAAGAAGGGAUGGUCCGAUUUUAGCCUUUUUUAUUUUUUUUGUAUUCGUCUCUUCCCGUAGAUCAAUAUAGCGGAGAGAAAAAUCGGAAAAUUGAAUACCCAUUUGUUCUACAAUUAGCUAAGCGUUGUUAGCCCAUUUGAUGUUGGCGCUAACGAAAUUGAUUUUUGUUCGAAAGUGGAAAAGGAUUUUCAGACGGAAUAACGCAUUCCUAUAUCUUCUAUCUAUAUAAACAAAAAUGGAAGGCCAAAUGUGUUAGUGUGCCCUAAACCCGAGGAAGGAAUGGUCCGAUUCGAGCUGUUUUUAUUUUGUACUAUUCUCUGUAUCAAACAUGUAUUCCAUGCAACGAAGAAACAUGUUAUUUGAAUCUUGAACGAGAAUUGUGUCUGAAAAAAAAAGUAUAUUGUAAGAACGAAUUUUUGUAGAAGUACUAGACAAUUUAUAGUAAAAGGAAAUUGUAAAGGGUCAAAGGGUAAUCAAUCAAUGAAGAGUUCAGUGAUUGGACUCACUAACGUUCACUUAGUAAGAAAACGUGGAUGUUUGAAAGUAUUCAAAUAAAAAAAUCUAUUUUGGGCGGGACGAAGUUCGUCGGGUCAGCUAGUUGGAUAAUACAAUCACAAUAGCAUCGAAUCACCAAGACCUGAAACUGAGCUACGUUAUCUGGACAAAAAUGAUCUUGAGAAACUAGAACAUCAACAAACGAUUGAGAAUCUCAGAAGACAGGCCUUCGGAAAUGUUAGAGCAGGCUUUACCUUGGGUGUAUCCGAGAAAGAACUGAUAUGUAAAAUGAUUCCCAUGCAUGAACAUUACAAAUUAAAAUUAAGCGCACUGGCUAUUAAAUUCAAGCAUUUAGCAAUAAGCAAGAAAGAUGUAUUUAUUUAAAUUUUCGUAUUUGUGGAAAAGACAAUUUUUAUAUUGAACCCAAACUGGUGUUUCUUUCCGUUGAUAGAGAAAAUAAAACAAUUAACGUA
This is a messenger RNA of Toxorhynchites rutilus septentrionalis, 7217 nucleotides long. RefSeq names its product relaxin receptor 2-like. Gene Ontology annotation, biological process: G protein-coupled receptor signaling pathway. Gene Ontology annotation, molecular function: protein binding; G protein-coupled receptor activity. The transcript is spliced from 19 exons. NCBI's taxonomy places the organism in Eukaryota, Metazoa, Arthropoda, Insecta, Diptera, Culicidae. The record is from RefSeq and is a predicted model, not a curated record. The coding region runs from base 1190 to 3550 and encodes 786 amino acids. Gene Ontology annotation, cellular component: membrane.